CAUGGAGAUGAUUUCUCCAGUGCUCUCACCCAGAGUGACACCAGGAAAGGCAAAACAGAACAGGGAGGUCACACUGAGCUCACAUUUCCUGCCCAUGCUCUUGUGCAAGUAAAAGAAGUUCCUAAAAGUCUGAUUCGAGCCUUUGGCAGGAUGGGAACUGCCUGCGGUGGAGAAGAAGCUCCCCCAGCUGGAAUUACCUGGAAUGGGUAUUUAAGCAAUUUUAGGCACGGGACCGCAACAGGCAGCCACUUGUCAAACACAACUUCAAAGGUGGCAACAACAACUGCUGCCACCUUGCUGGAUGCUGCCAAUUCAAGCGACUACCCGUACGAGUACUUGGACGAGGAGGAUUACAUGCAGUAUGGCCUCUGCACAAAAGAAGAGGUACUCUCCUUUAGCAGAGUGUUCUUGCCAUCUUUUUACAUCGUGGUCUUCCUGAUUGGGUUGGCCGGGAAUGUCCUCCUGUUUAUUGUCCUCAUUAUGUACAUCAAGAAGAAAAAGAAGAUGACUGAGGUGUAUCUNCUGAACCUGGUGGUUUCAGACUUCUUAUUGCUACUAACCCUUCCUUUUUGGGCUCUGUACAUUUCUCAGUGGGUGACCUGGGACAUAUUGUGCCCAGUCUUAAAUGCCAUGUUCACUGUGAAUUUUUACAGUGGAAUCUUUCUUGUGAGCUGCAUGAGCCUGGACGUGUAUCUGCAGAUAGUUCAUGCUUACUCUCCUCACAGCUCCGUGACACAGAGGAAGUCCAUCCUCGUCUUGGUGGUGGUAUGGGUCCUUUCCAUACUUCUUUCCAUUCCUGAUGGCCUCUUCUCCAGCACGAGGAAAAUCCCCAACAAACCCAUCACGUGCGCCUAUGAUUAUGGCCAGAGACACUUAUUUUGGAAAGUUGUCUUUCGGGUCAUUCAAAACUUCCUGGGUUUUCUUUUUCCCUUCCUCUUCAUGGUGUUCUGCUAUUCCCGCAUAGCGUGUGCCCUCACCAAGUCGCAGAUGCCUGGCUCAAGGAGAGCACUCUGCUUAGUCUUUACUCUGGUGGGUGUCUUCUUUGUCCUGUGGUCACCUUACAAUGUCACCCUCAUCCUUCACUCCCUGCAAGAUGUUGGUGUGAUCAGGAGCUGUGAAAGCAGUAGGCAAUUGGACUAUGCCAUGCAGAUCACUGAGAGUUUGUCCUUUUUCCACUGCUGUCUCAACCCCUUGCUCUAUGCUUUUGUGAAAAAACGAUUCAGGUUAUAUUUAUGGAAGAUCCCUCAGGCCCUUUGCAGGAGAAGAGCUUUCUUUGAUGUUCAGCCCUCAGAGACAAACCAGUCUUGUAGCAGAUAUGCAGCUGAGAUAGAAAUGUUGAGUAUCACAAAUGCAUGAUCAAUAUUUACAUUAUUUAUGUUACAUGUAUGCCCUGUAUGCUGUAUUUUACUGGUCCUGGCCAUGCAAUGGAGUUGGUGUGAGCUCACAGCACUGCGUAACUGGAUAUUUCAUCCUAGUGCCAGCAUCGAGAUGAGGAUUUUCCGCGUCGGGAUUGGAUAUGUGGGAUUUGUUUCUGUUAUAACUGGAAUUAUUAUAAAAGGAUUGCCCUAGGUUUAUGCUUGUGGAAGAAGCCCAGCUCCUGUCGGGAGUAUGUGAGGCAUUAGUAGAUGAAGGAGCAACUUAUCUAGAGGUUGUGCCCUUAAAAAUGCAAACUGUGUGUGCGGAACUUCUCCCCCAUAGAUGCCAAAGGGUCUGACGGAGGAGAGCAAUCCCAUUAUCCCUCCAGCUCAUGGUGUGGGCUGGGGAAUGGAUUUGCCACGCU
Molecule: messenger RNA, 1780 nt
Organism: Egretta garzetta (little egret)
Lineage: Eukaryota; Metazoa; Chordata; Aves; Pelecaniformes; Ardeidae
Gene: ACKR2
Product: atypical chemokine receptor 2
Exons: 4
Coding region: 151-1356 (401 amino acids)
Biological process (GO): immune response; G protein-coupled receptor signaling pathway; chemotaxis
Cellular component (GO): membrane
Molecular function (GO): chemokine receptor activity
Source: RefSeq, a predicted model, not a curated record